Talaromyces amestolkiae is the source of this 1914-nucleotide messenger RNA. RefSeq lists its product as uncharacterized. The transcript has 4 exons. The coding region runs from base 1 to 1914 and encodes 637 amino acids. Lineage: Eukaryota; Fungi; Ascomycota; Eurotiomycetes; Eurotiales; Trichocomaceae. Gene Ontology annotation, molecular function: protein serine/threonine kinase activity; ATP binding. The record is from RefSeq and is a predicted model, not a curated record. Gene Ontology annotation, biological process: intracellular signal transduction; peptidyl-serine phosphorylation.
AUGGAUCCGAAUAAUAAUCGAUUGCACUUGAACUUUGGCUUCAACAACAAUAACAAUGAUAGAAACUACAAUGCGGCCAACAACCGUGUCUACCCCACAACGCCCUCCGCAUUCCCGCAACCUAUAUACCAGGGACAGGACUUCAUGGAUCCUCAUGGAGCGCAGAACACCGGUUAUGGUCAAGGAUAUUUUGUGAAUGGUCAAUAUGCGCAGCAGGCUCAUUACCCCAUGCAACAGCAGCAGUAUGCCCAACACAACCUCCCGUCUCCUCAGCCCGCCUACGGAGCUCGUGCCUACAACAACGACGGCACAAAUGGAUUGAUUCAACAGUUCUCGAACCAAGACUUGAGUGCAUCGCCUCGACCAGGAUUGUCUCCGCGAGCUGCUUCUCCUGCGCAGCGACCUCGGACCGCUGGCUCGACCGGACCGCAACAACAUGGUGGACACUUGGCUCCCGGAAUUGCUAAUCGCAGCUCAAAGCCACCUGGUGAAGAAGAGGAGCUUCAGAGAUAUCCGGAGCGGUAUUCGGAGAACGUUCAUAAGCGUGGAAAGGCUGCUAAGGAGCUGAUCAAUGUAUUCUUCCAAGAGAACAUCGAGCGUGCCCGUGAACGCAAUAUGCGAUCCGUCAAUCUUGACAAGUUGGUGCAGGCCCAUAGCAUGCCGGAGGCGAAGAGACGCUCAGAAGCGGAAGCUCUAGCGAAGAAAGAGUCGAACUUUCUGCGUUUCCUCCGUACCAGGGAAAGCCCAUCGAACUUCCAGACAAUCAAAAUUAUUGGAAAGGGUGCAUUCGGUGAAGUCAAGCUCGUGCAGCGGAAGAGUGACGGCAAGAUUUACGCUCUCAAGUCAUUAAUCAAGACAGAGAUGUUCAAGAAAGACCAGUUGGCCCACGUUCGCGCUGAGCGUGAUAUUCUUGCAGACUCCAAGGAUAAUCCUUGGUUGGUCAAGCUUCAUGCUUCGUUUCAAGACAGUGCCUACCUUUAUUUGCUGAUGGAGUUCUUACCUGGUGGUGAUCUUAUGACAAUGCUUAUUAAAUAUGAGAUUUUCUCGGAAGACAUUACGCGUUUUUACAUGGCCGAGAUUGUCAUGGCCAUUGAAGCGGUGCACAAAUUGGGUUUCCUUCAUCGUGAUAUUAAACCUGACAACAUUCUGCUGGACCGAGGCGGUCAUAUCAAACUCACAGAUUUUGGAUUAUCUACCGGUGGCAAGAAGACACACGAUAAUGCAUACUAUCAGAACUUGUUAAAGAAUUCAACGUCCAAAGAUAAGAAUCGAAACUCUGGCUUCUUCUCGGACGCCAUCAACCUCACAGUGUCGAAUCGUGGACAGAUCAACACCUGGCGAAAGUCUCGUCGUGCUAUGGCCUAUUCGACUGUGGGAACUCCAGAUUAUAUUGCUCCAGAAAUCUUCAAUGGACAAGGUUAUACCUACCUGUGCGAUUGGUGGUCCGUCGGAGCAAUCAUGUUUGAGUGUCUUGUCGGCUGGCCUCCUUUCUGUGCCGAAGAUACCACGGAUACAUACCGCAAGAUUGUGAACUGGAGAGAAUGUUUAUAUUUCCCAGACGAGCUUGUUUUGUCACGAGAGUCCGAGGGCUUGAUCCGAAGCUUCCUAUGCGAUGCUGAGCAUCGUAUUGGUAACGAAGGUGGCCAACACGGUGGUGCUUCACAAAUCAAGAACCACACCUUUUUCCGCGGUGUGGUCUGGGACCAACUGCGCAACAUUCGUGCUCCAUUCGAGCCCAGACUCAGCUCUAAUAUCGAUGUGUCAUACUUCCCCAUUGACGAGAUUCCUCAGGAAGAUACGAGCGCGGCGCACAGAGCACAGGUCCGCGCAAUGCCUGAAGAACAGGAGGCCGAAAUGAGUCUUCCCUUCAUCGGCUACACCUAUAAAGCCUUCAAUGCGUUCCAGGCGAACUAA